Benincasa hispida (wax gourd) is the source of this 839-nucleotide messenger RNA. RefSeq names its product protein C2-DOMAIN ABA-RELATED 4-like. NCBI's taxonomy places the organism in Eukaryota, Viridiplantae, Streptophyta, Magnoliopsida, Cucurbitales, Cucurbitaceae. The record is from RefSeq and is a predicted model, not a curated record.
UGGUAUAUAUAUAAAUAGGAGGGAGCAGGGGGCGAUGCCGGAUACACCAACAUCGCCGAAGAGCGGUGGCCGGCUGACGCUAAUGGAGAAUCUUCUCGGACUUCUCCGUAUUCGUAUCAUUCGUGGCGUCAAUCUUGCUGUUCGUGAUGUUCGUAGUAGCGAUCCUUAUGUUGUUGUCAAGAUGGGAAAGCAAAAACUGAAGACACGGGUGAUAAAGAAGGAUGUCAAUCCUGUAUGGAAUGAAGAUCUAACUCUUUCUGUCAGUGAUCCGAAUCUUCCAAUUAAGCUGACUGUUUACGAUCACGACACAUUUAGCAAGGAUGAUAAAAUGGGAUGUGCUGAGGUCGAUAUCAAAGCAUUCAUGGAAGCUCUGAAGAUGAACUUGAAGAAUCUUCCCAGUGGAACGACAAUAACACGAAUGUUACCGGCCAGGCAAAACUGUCUUGCUGAAGAGAGCUGUGUCGUUUGGAAAGAUGGUAAAGUAGUCCAAGAUAUCUACCUUAGAUUGAGAAAUGUUGAAUGCGGGGAAGUCGAAAUUCAGUUGCAAUGGAUUGAUCUUCCAAACCACAAAGGCUGAAAGAAGACUUGGUUUAUCAUCAUCCCUGCUAGCUAGAGGUAUUGUAAUUAAAGUGUAGGGUGGGGAAUCAAACCUCAAGCUGGGAGGUCAAUAGUACAAGCACUAUACAGUUGAGCUACGCUCUGGUUGGUAAUACUUAACCCUCUUGGUGGUAAUACUUCUUUCAAUCGAGGGAUUGACACUAUUGGAGAGAACGGUCAAAAUCGAAUUGUAUUAGCAAUUUUUAUUUUAAUAUGACUAUUUUCGAUCUUUAUCUCAUUCA